This is a messenger RNA of Racocetra fulgida, 456 nucleotides long. The record is from the annotation of a GenBank genome assembly. Lineage: Eukaryota; Fungi; Glomeromycota; Glomeromycetes; Diversisporales; Gigasporaceae.
AAAAUGAGGAAAGUGAGGAAAAUGAAGAAUUUCAAGAAGAUUUUAACAAUAUUAAAUUUCCUCCCGAGUUAGAGGCUUCAAUUUCUCAAAUACUUCAAACUAAUGAUCCAUUAGAUAGUAAUGAUUUUAAUCCAAUAGAAUAUCUUAAUCAAAUGCUUCCAAAUGCGACUGUCGACGUGACUGCCAAAAAGCUUCAAGCUAAAAUGCGACAAUUGAGUGAAGAUAUCAAGGAACUUUCUAGGUUGCAAACUGAUGGUGGACAACGAGGACCAGAAGAAGUCGCAGAGGCUAAGAGAGCGAUAGAGGAGCUUUUUGAUAGAAUAAGAAAAAUCGAAGAGAAAGCAUCACAAUCAGAAACCAUGGUGCAAGAAAUAACCAAAGAUAUUAAAUCAUUGGAUUAUGCUAAGAAACAUUUGACAAUUUCGAUUACUGCUUUGAAACGAUUGCAAAUGCUUG